CGCUAACAAAAAUAGUAGAACUGUGAAAUGAAAACGGAGAAGGAAAGGUAAGUCGACUAGAAAAGGGGGCGCUGAGAGAGGCCUUGUUGCUAAUCGGAUCGAAGAUGAAGCAUUUGGUUGCGUCUGUUUUUCUUCUGAUUCAUUCUUUGCUCUUAAAUUUUUCGGCUUUUUCUUCCGCUCAGCCUUUCUCGGUGGAUGGGACGGUGUUGGAAUUGGAUGAAUCCAACUUCGACUCCGUGAUAUCGACCUUCGACCUUGUCUUCGUUGACUUCUACGCUCCCUGGUGCGGUCACUGCAAGCGUCUCUCUCCCGAGUUGGAUGCUGCUGCCCCUGCACUUGCUGCCUUGAAGGAACCCAUUGUCAUUGCAAAAGUAAAUGCAGACAAGUUUACCAGCCUUGCAAAAAAAUAUGACGUUGACGCAUAUCCUAGCCUUAUGCUGUUCAGUAAUGGUAUCCCCACUGAAUAUCGGGGACCAAGGCAAGCAGAGUUACUUGUUCGCUACCUGAAGAAGUUUGCUGCUUCUGAUGUUUCCAUCCUUGAUUCAGAUUCUGCUAUCAGUGACUUUGUUGAAGCAGCUGGCACCUUUUUCCCCAUAUAUAUUGGCUUUGGGCUGAACAAUUCGAUGAUUGAAAAGUUAGCCCAAAAAUAUAAGAAAAAUGCCUGGUUUUCUGUAGCAAAGGAUUUUUCGGAGGAUGUUAUGGUGGUGUACGAUUUUGAUAAGGUUCCUGCUUUGGUUUCUAUUAACCCAAGUUACAAUGAGCGGAGCACCUUUUAUGGUCCAUUUGAAGAGGAAUUUUUGGAAGAUUUUGUAAAACAAAACCUGAUCCCUUUGGCUGUUCCUGUAUCCCACGACACACUGAAGUUGAUGAGUUCUGAUGGGAGAAAAAUUGUUCUAACAAUUGUGGAGGAUGAAAAUGAAGAAAAAACAAAGGAACUGAUUAAGUUACUGAAGGCUGCUGCAUCUGCAAACCGUGAUUUAAUAUUUAGUUAUGUUGGGGUUGCACAGUUGGAGGAAUUUGCAGAGAAAUUUGACAUCAGUACUGAACUACCAAAGAUGGUCAUUUGGGAUGGAAGUGAUGAUUACCUUACUGUUGUUGGUUCUGAAAGCAUAAAUGGGGAGGAUCAAGCAACCCAGAUAACUAAAUUAAUAGAAGGAUACAGGGAAGGCAAAACAUUGCAGAAAAGAACUAGUGGCCCGUCACUGCUGAAAGUAUUCCAUAGAUCUUUCGACAUCAGAAUGGUUUACAUUUUUGUUUUUGUGGUGGCGGUAUUGAUGCUUAUUCAGACCUUAUACAAAGGAGACGAUGGUUAUGAGAGAGUACCGAAUCAAGACCAGGGUGAUCAUGCCAGAAGCUCUGUGUUGGAGGGUCAGAGCAGAGAGUAUAAACCUGGAGAUAAGCAGGAUUAAAUGAACACAUGUUGGCAUCUUUGUUAAAACUGACCAGGGACAUUUCGCAAUAUAGCUGUUGGCUCUGGAAUCAGCAUUCCCAUUGGGGAGCCUAAUUAUUAUGGAGAGGUUUUGCGUUUCCUUCAAGGGUAGUGUCAAAGUUCCCCAUUUUGAUAUGCGCGUGCUUCAUGGCGUCAAUAUGGCUUUUACUUGUACAAUUUUGUGAUAUGUUCUAGGGCUGUUCUUCCUUUAAAGGCAGACAUUUAUAAGACCUUGAAAACAGUUGCAAGGCCCUCACAUGCAUAUCUUAAGUUAUAUGACUGUAGAUCAUGUGGCAAUAAUUCAAGCACAAAUUUCUUUGAAAUCA
Molecule: messenger RNA, 1755 nt
Organism: Neltuma alba
Lineage: Eukaryota; Viridiplantae; Streptophyta; Magnoliopsida; Fabales; Fabaceae
Product: protein disulfide-isomerase 5-2
Exons: 5
Coding region: 105-1409 (434 amino acids)
Biological process (GO): protein folding; response to endoplasmic reticulum stress
Cellular component (GO): endoplasmic reticulum
Molecular function (GO): protein disulfide isomerase activity
Source: RefSeq, a predicted model, not a curated record